Molecule: messenger RNA, 851 nt
Organism: Vitis riparia (riverbank grape)
Lineage: Eukaryota; Viridiplantae; Streptophyta; Magnoliopsida; Vitales; Vitaceae
Product: golgin subfamily A member 6-like protein 7
Exons: 4
Coding region: 90-590 (166 amino acids)
Source: RefSeq, a predicted model, not a curated record
GAAAAGAAAAAAAAAAAGAAAAAGAAAAAAAAAAAAAAAAGGAAGGAGAGGAGAUAAAGAGCGAAUCCAAAGAAGAAGAAGGGGUUCCUAUGGGGGAGAUGAUUCAAGCACAGAAGCAGCAGGCAUGGGAGCAGAACUCAGGCAGCCUCAGCUUCAAUGGAAGCCUGUCCAAAGAAGAGGAGGAGAUGUCCAAGUCUGCUCUCUCUACCUUCAGAGCCAAGGAAGAAGAGAUCGAGAAGAAGAAGUUGGAGGUGAGAGAGAAGGUUCAAGUGCAACUUGGCCGUGUUGAAGAAGAAACCAGACGCUUGGCCACGAUUCGAGAGGAGCUUGAAGCGCUGGCCGAUCCCAUGAGAAAGGAAGUGGCACAAGUUCGGAAGAAGAUCGACUCAGUCAACAGAGAUUUAAAGCCGCUGGGGCAAAGCUGCCAGAAGAAGGAAAAAGAGUACAAAGAUGCCCUUGAGGCUUAUAAUGAGAAGAACAAGGAAAAAGUACAACUAAUUUCCAAAUUGAUGGAGCUGGUGAGUGAAAGUGAGAGGUUGAGGAUGAAGAAGCUGGAGGAGCUGAGUAAGAACAUAGAUUCCAUGCACUAAUAUGGGGGCUGAAACUGAUAACUGAUUGAUGAUUAGGUUUGGUGUAAUGUAUCUAAAGAUGAUCACUUUUCUAUUUAUAUAUGUGGGUGCCUUGGGUUUGGUGUAUUCUACGAUAUCCCUUGUUUGUUUCAUUAGCUUUCAAAUGAAGGAUUUGCUGAUUUAGGAAAGGGUAAUGCCCUUUAAAACAGGUUUGUAAACUAAACAAUGUCUCAACUUUGUAUUUUUCUUUCUCAUUUUGCAUUCAACUUUUAGUUUUGUUGA